AUGGUUGUACUUUGUGUUCGUCUUGUUGGUGAAGAGAAGGAUCGGUUGUUCGCAGGCAUUGAAUUCGAUACCGAGAUUUCGUUCGUUGACUUAAAAAAGGAGCUUGAGACUAUAACGCAAAUUCCUGCCCGAUUUCUAGAAAUCCAGUUUCAAGGUGAUUGUUUACCCGUUGUGGAACAUCCCCUCCGAGAUGUACAAUUUGGUCAAGAAUUAAUUGUCAAACACACAUCCCUUCUUCAAUGGCAGAAUUACUUAACGAUAGUACAAAAGUUUCGUGAAGCCAAAGAAAAUCGUUCAAGGCAGGAAAGAGCUGUUGAAGCUAAUGAGCAAGCGAAACAACUAUACGAUGUGAAGUUUUUCUCUGCUUAUGCGACAUUCUAUUCCGGUUUGCUUCGUAUGCGAGAGGAGUAUGCCGUUUUUCUGGACAAUAUUCCCGAUUUUAUCAAAGAAGCAGCCAAAACGUACUUCACGCGCAAGUUUUACGAUAAAUUGAUCGAUGUCGAUUUCAAGGAUAAGCCCUCUGGUAGUCGGUCUGGUGCUAUGUGUAUUGUUAGUUUUGAUGCAUACCGUCGCGUGUUUUACAUUAAAACGAAUCACAACGCUUCUAGUAUUUCAUUUACUCACCGUGGGCCAUUAAACAUGAUCGAAUUGUUCUUAUACAAACUUUUGGAGGAAAUGAAUAUUGGAGCCGUGAUUGAUUUCAUCCCAAAUCUGGUUUCAUCGAGCAAAAUCGUAUACAUUUGUAGCGAAGAGGUUCCUGGAUUCAGAACUUUGGCAAUGCUUGAGAAAGAAUGGGAUAAUUUUGAACGUAAAAUUGUCAAGCAGAAAGAAGAAAUUUCGAAAGCCAUUAUCCAGAUAUCUUUGCUGGCUCAAAUUCUCGGUUUGGAUGAUCUUAACGCCGAAAACAUUGGAUUCAUCGAAAACACUUUUUCCUUAUAUAUUGUGGAUUUUCGAACAGGAUUUAUUGAUAGCUCGAUUGGGUUCGAAGAUAUCAAUCGUCCAAAAACCACGUUGAGUUUGGUCGCUCAGCUGCGGAUGAAUUUAGGACGCUUUUUGGAGUUGGUUAAGGGAAAAACGUACGAGGAACAGCUCAGAAUUGUAAAGGAGUUUAUAGUUCAAUCUGGAAUCAGUUUGAAGUUGGAUGUAGCACUUGCAAAGCUGAACGAAGAUAAGGAAGUCUUCCGUCGAACAGAUUUAUUAUUUAACAAAGGAACAGAGGCUCUGAACGAAUAUAUCAAUAUUGUUCGAGAAAAGAUAAUUCAAAUACAUAAUUUAUGA
Messenger RNA from Auanema sp. JU1783, 1278 nucleotides. The record is from the annotation of a GenBank genome assembly. NCBI's taxonomy places the organism in Eukaryota, Metazoa, Nematoda, Chromadorea, Rhabditida, Rhabditidae.